This is a messenger RNA of Erpetoichthys calabaricus (reedfish), 1160 nucleotides long. RefSeq names its product cell death-inducing p53-target protein 1 homolog. Lineage: Eukaryota; Metazoa; Chordata; Cladistia; Polypteriformes; Polypteridae. The record is from RefSeq and is a predicted model, not a curated record. The transcript has 5 exons. Bases 156 to 632 code for a protein of 158 amino acids. Gene Ontology annotation, molecular function: zinc ion binding.
ACAGGACAGACAAGUUUCUGUUUCGUACAGUAGUGCUGAUACCUGACACCUUUGCAUACCAUGAGAGUGGUCAGACUUGAAUUUUAAUACCGGCAUCCAAACUGUGAACACUUAUUUCACUUGACUCUCCUGGAAACAUCUCUGGAAGAACAACGAUGUAUACUUCUCCACCACCAUAUACUGCAGCACCAGCUCCAUAUGGGAGUGUGGCCUACCAACCACAAGUGAUGCCAUUUCCAAUGCAACCAGCAAUGCCAGGAGCACAACCAAUCAAUAUUCAAGUUCAGAGUAUAGCUCCUCUACCACCACCACCAGCAACAAACAUCCAGAUAGUGACAGCACCAGUGGUCAGCCAGCCCCAACCAACAAAUUAUGUAGCAGAUCAAAUAAUCAUUAAUCCAGUACUUGGGGAUAAGCCAUGUCUGGCCAAGUGUCAAUACUGCCGCAGGCAGGCUGUAACAAAUGUGACUUACACAACGGGAGGAUUUGCCUGGCUGAUAUGCGUGCUGCUCUUUUUAUUUGGGGGAAGUCUCGGCUGCUGCCUCAUCCCAUUCUGUGUGAACAGCUGUAAAGAUGCACAUCACCAGUGCUCACAGUGCAGUGCUGAAAUCUACGUUCACAAGCGUCUAUAAAAGAAUGAUGGCAACAACGGAAAUACAGUCAUCUAUACAUUAAAAGAAUUUUAUCUGUUAAUGCCAUGUGGUUUUUCUUAUGUGGUUAACUGUCUAAAAGAUGUUUUCAGUUAAGAUAUUAAGUGUAGAAUUCAAUAUUUCUAAUAUGUAACCUUCUUCAAGUUCACAUGUAUCGUUUUAUAUAUAGAAUACAGUAAAAUUACUACUUUCCAGUUUGACCAAAAUGCAGCAAGUUGCACUUUUCCAGGUUCAUGAUUGGUAGAGGAACUGUAGUGUUUUUAUUCAGUGCUAGCCCAUUGCUAUUAUUUUAUUUAAAGUUUUGUGCCUACAUUGUAGAUUCAAUGCACACAGCACUGUGGCAUCUCAUUAAAGAUGGGCUGUGGGAGCCUUUGAUGCACAAGACAGGUUAUAUACAUUAAUAAUAUAUGAGACAGAAGAUUUCCCCCAAAAAGAUCAUGACUAUACAAAUUGUACUAGUUAUAUAGUUGUGAGCUGCUUGAGAAUAAAAUGAUCCAUUAUGCUGUAAAU